AUGAAAAGUAUGUGACAGUCUUUUAAUAUCCCCUACUUAGUGAUCCCCACAACGCAAUUUCAUCCCGUCUUGAAGAUCUUGUAGGCUGUUUCGUUCUAUUAACAUUUGAAGGUUGAUUCUGUGGUCCGAAGUCCGUCAGGGAAAGAAACGGACAGAUUGAUCAAAGAGUUCCUCACAUUCAUCUUAUAGCCUUUGUUUUUAGUCUCAUGUAUCUAGGCCCAUUCCGACCUGUCGACAGGUUGCAUGCAUCAACUGCCUCUGAUAAGAAUUCCAGUCAGUCCAAGGGCGAUUCCCUUCGAAGGUAUAAAUAUAUUUUCAUUUGUUCCAGACUGUAGCACCUAUGGUGACGUCGAGACGGACAUGAUUUUGGUAAUAUAUUUAUAUUUUGACUCUUUCCCCUCUCUAAGGAGGGGCGAACUGAGCAUAUUCUGAGGCAUUUGCGUAUUGAUGAGCAAAUCCGGCGCAUCCAAGGUCUAGAAAACCAACGGAAGCUGCUUUUGGUACCUUCUUAAUUUGGAAGACAUUUUUCUAGGAAAGACUAUGCAAAAAUUAUCAAUCACGCAACCUAGACGCCCUUUCGGUUGCCAGAAGCUUCGCAGCUGAAAGGGAACUACUUUUUCUGGAGGAUAACUUAAUUCGUCUUCGUCAUAUGGACUACCAGUCCUCCCAGCUCAGACACCAAAUCGAGGACGAGUCUAUCUCGUGGUCGUCCUACAAGAAGGAGAUGGUAAUGUCCAUGACCUCUUUUUGCGUCUAGUAUAAAACACCUAAGGUCGAACUGUUACGUCCCGUAGUGGGGCGAAUUAAGUGGACGAAUUACGGUGUGAGGUGCUCAUUAUAGUUUCUAGUUAUGAUAUAUUUAAGUGGUCCGUAUCUGUCCUAGCACUUCUUCCAUUAAGUGGACUGCCAUUUUAAUGUGGCCUAACUCUCAUAUCAUGCUCUUAUUUACGACUUUAGAUGGUGAGAAAUGAUAGCUCGUUCAUUCAUGCCUUGAGUCAGAUUGGCUUUCCCACUGAUAAUUGACGCAACCGAAAUGCACUUGUAGACCACGUGGAUUGGCACACGACACGGGGAACUUGCAGAAAUUCCCACUGAGUAGCCGGGCGUUAUUGUUGAAAAAAAUAUCAGGAUCGAAAUCAUAGUGUAGGUCUCCACAGUAUCAGCGCGGUAUGGGCCGUGAGCAAUCCGAAAUAAUGUGUUUUGAGGGAAUCCGCGUACCUAGUCGCUCAAGUGUGGUUUCUUUUAGAGGAUUUCAUCGUCGUGCGUAGGCUCUUAUAUUUGAGGUCUAGCCGAAAAGGAAGUGUGCCGUAAGUCCGAUUAGUUUUAAAAAUGUCGGUGACUAAGCCGUACUCUCUUGCGUGCCGUGGAAUUCUCCUUUAAUGUUACGCAAUCAUCGACUGUUUGAUUGUUGCCUUGACGUUAUGACAACGCACAAGCCUCCAUUGUUAGAGACAACCUUAGUAGAAGACCUUACAAUUUCUAAGGGUGCUGGUCACGUGGCUCAUGGCUGACACCGAAGCCAGCUGUCGAAGCCCCGUUGGGAGAAAUGGGCACAUUCAUCGCAACACGAAAUACUCUCUUGAUCCGAAGUGACGUUGAAUGAGAGAAAGGAAAUUGCAACUAUCGAUCGCCGCGUUACUAAAGCCCAAAUGGGCACAUGUUGAAUUUGCUGUUGCCUUUUAUCUUCAGGGGUUCUGUUGAUUUGGGUGAAAGCGGGCUUAGUAUCCUCUGGAAAGGACCACAAAACAUUUAAGCUAUCUCACCCAUGCGCCAGACUUCGAACAUCGUUGCGCGUAUGCUUGUUUUGGCUAGCUAUAAUGCUGGUUUGGCCGGCUCCUGGGUGAACUGCUUGAGUCGGGAGUGCUCGCAGAGAUUUCCCCCAAUACGACACAAAUGGGCCUUGCGCGAUUCAUGCGUGUCGCCAUCUUCUGUAAUGUCACUCCACUUAAAGAAGCCUUAUCACAUGGCGGGUAAAAUCUACAAUGUGUGAUAAUGUUUUUGUGACCUGCAAUCUUGCAGGAGUAGAAUGAAAUCAGCGCAGCAUAUGACUACGUCAUUUCAGCCAGCAAAAGAGCACCGUUGAUCGCCUCCGUCCAUGGGCGACUAUAUAGCUCUUCGUUCGAAACGCGGUCAGAGCCGAAUCCUAUGAAUUAAGCGCAAGCACCAUCGAUUGAAUAUCUCCAGGCGGAGAAUAUCUUAAUGCCUUGAUCAUACUUUACAUUUUUGCAGAAGGAUUAUCUUGAUGAGUAUCAUGUAUGCGCGCACCUUGCUCAUUAAACUAAUGUCAUACUGGCCCCGGAGUUUUCAGUAAACUCGGACCAUUUUCAGGCGCCUGGUCGAUCGGAGGGUUGACCUUUCUCUUACACUGCCCUUUCGAUAAGUGGUUCAGCCCAUGUUAGUAGUUGUCCGCAGACUCUAGAGCUUUGCCGUCUGUCUUGGUCGGCCAGAUAUAACUGACAGCAAACGCUGGGACGACUAUAUUUAUUGUUAAGGAGUAAAAUUCUGAACCCCAUUUACGCCGCAUUUUCAUCCGCCGGAGUCAAGUCUUCGUGUCUUGUCAUGAUACGGCUGUGAUCAUGCCUGAUCUAGUCGGCCUCGAUGAUGUCACGAACUGUACCUCUCCACGUGUGACGAUCCGCGGCAGCAGAUCUGGAGUCAAGUACUUCAGUGCCGAAACGCGUAACCGUUGUUUAGACCUUUGGUCUGCAGACCACGACGAUUUAUUACAGACAAGUAGGACCACAGUGUUCCGAAUAGGCUGUAGAGAAAUACACCUCGGCCGCUAUGGGAGAGAUGUGAUUAUGAUUAGUUAGUCAUUAAAGUUGAGUACUUGCUCCAAGUGCUCACGUCGGCGUUCGACCCUGACCCAGUUUUCUGCUGCAAAUCCGCCACAUCGCGGUCAGUCACUCAGUGUACAGUUCGACCGUCGUUGCCGACGAUGUCAAUUGUGUGCUUCAUAGCACGGUGUGAGCAGGGACGGUGGCUUGCGUGUGAGUUACUUUAGAAUGGCAGUAGACUUGCGCUGCAUCUGCCGCGCUCUCCCCUCCUCCACAUGGACCUUGUGUCAAAAGAUUCAAGACUGGAGGCGAGAUCGCACACAGGUAGCUGACACGCUGUAAACCUGCGCCUAGGCAUGCCGCCACACCCACUGGUCCACAAAAUACACUGACUAGGAUUUUGAACAACAGAAAAUAAGGGUGGUGGCUCUGAUCCCACUUGGUUGGAGUACCACGCAAAGAAACCUUCGAAGCCUGACUCUCAGUUCACCAGUCGGUUACUUCACACAAGUACACACUUGGCAGCCUUCCAAGUCACGGCUUUUAGCGUACCGUGAUAAAUUCAAGCGCGUCAGAUUAUUUGUAGUGAGUAAUAUGCGCUGAGACUGUCGACCUUACUCUCUGUUCCCACUCCCAGGCAUCGGUCCACCGUCCGAGCGGGCCAAAUGUCCGAUGCGGGGACUGACUGAUAGGGCUGAGAGUAAUUAGUCUGCGCGCGCUGCGCACACACCGGGAUUUCACACAAGGGAGUAGAAUGUCGGAAUCUCAGCUGCAGCAGAAGAGCUGCAUGGAGAAAGGAACCGGAGAGCACAUUUCGCACUCAUGAGAGUUGACGGGGAUGCGGUACGUUGGUGUUCGUGCGUGGUGCAUGUGUUGGUGGGAGAGUAUGUUUUGAUGUGGUCAUGUCUGCCGCAGGUUUCUAUAAAUGCACUUACUUUUACUUGGUACGGCUGCGAUCAUGCCUGAUCUAGCCGUUACCCUGCGCCCUAUCCUGGCUCCGAUCUCCUUGACUCUGAUUGCGCCGGACCCAGGUGGUGGAGGAGAGAGUACGGUAGAUGCUGCGCAAGUCCACUCCCACUAUAAACUAAUUCAUUCGCAAGUCACCGUCCCUGCUCCACCUUGUUGUGGAGCACACUGUGGACAUCGUCGGGCACGACGGUCGAACUAUCGGUCAGCGGCCGUCGGCAGCGUUUCGUUCGGUGGUGGGAGCCGUGGUGGUUUCCGUAGUCGCUGCGGAGGGUGUGUCAGGGAUGAUGGAGAUGGCGGUAAUCGGCUGCGGCGGGCACGGGAAUGUUGAGCAUUGGUGGUGAGGGCGGUCGUCGUAGUAGAUACCGUGGGGGUUGGGGCAGGGGCUGUUGGAGAGGCAGUGAUUGGGAUUACCGAGCUGGUGCAUUGAGUCCGCUGUCAGGGACCGAUAGUCGCGCGGAAUGUUUAUUGAUAGCGCGGGCAUGUUGGCAGUAGUUGGGGGUGGGCGUUGCAGGUCAGGUGCGCUUAAGCCUUGCUAGCUUCGCUUUUGGCUUUGGUUUCGUAGAUGACUGCUCCAGUCCUAACUGCCCUUUUCCAGGCCGUUUGUUCCUGUGUGUGUUCUUUCAGAGUCUUUGGGUUGAUUUGUAGUAGCUCCGAGAAAUUCCCCAAGAUGUCCUUGUAGCGGCGGGUUGGACCUUCUCGGCGAGCACCUAUGCAGUUUUGGUAGACUCUUGUCUUCCAUCCUCAAAAGGUAGUCGCUCCAUCGUGGUUGCAUUUUCCAUUGCGCGGCGUGGAUGCUGAGGAUUCCAGUCCGUCCCAGAACUUCUCUGUCCGGGAUCCUCUCAUGCCACUUCAGCUUUACUAUCCGACGGAGACAAGUGAGGUGAAGGUGUUUCUCUUUGACCAUCCAGGUCCCCGCGCCGCACAGAAGCGUCUUUAGGCCGACCGUCUUGUACGUCCUCAGUCUUGUGUUAGGGUGGAGACGGUGGCCAUUCUAUAGGGAGUACUGUAGCCGGCCGGAGGCUUGGCUGGCUUCGGAGAUCCGGUUGACCACUUUGUCAUCGAUUUUGAUGCAGCGUGAGUGUCCACAGUCUUCGUUUAGGUGCCGUUGAAGUGGAUACGAGGAGCACUGCAUGCAACGUUGAGUGACGAUUGACGCAUGACCACCCUUCUUGUCCCGGUUGCUGGCCAGCCCGAAGUGGACGCAUUCGGCGGCGAAGAGUUCCAUGCUCCGUUACAUGUAAACUCCUGUCCCGGUGUUUAGUACGCAGUCGUCAGCUAAGAGCAGAUCGUGGAUGGUAGUCGUACAGAUACGCGUUAAGACCCGCAUGCACCGGCUGUUGAGGAGACGCCCGUCAGUUCUGUGAGCGAUGUAGAUCUCGGGGCACCCAUCACCGUGUGCGUCCGUCAGCAUGGCUGAGCACAUGAGAUCGAAGAGGGUUGUAGCGUCGCUCCGAUAGUUACCGCAAAUGCUUCUGAAACGGCCACAUUGUCCGCGAUGAGCGCCAUCACCCCGUCGUGGAGCUGACGCACCAUGCUCGUGAAUCGUUCAGGACAGCCGAAGAUUUUCGUCGUGUCCGCGAAAGUAAUGUAGACGUGGAUCCGUAUUUCCUGACACUUCUCUUGCAGUUGGCGGGCGGCAAAGAUCAUGUCGGGGGCUCCGCGGUGUCGUCGGGAUCCGCACUGACCUGCCGGCAGAAGUUUCUGUUGGAGAUGGUCGUUGAGACGGUUGAGAAGGAUACGAGCGAAGGCCUUCCCGACGAUUUUGAGCAGCAAGAUUACUCUGCGAUUAUCACAGAGUUGUCGGUUCUCUUUCCGUUUGUAGAGAUGGGCGAGUGUCUUAUCCUUGAAGUCCGGAGGAACUUGUCCUUGGCGCCACAUCCCCUAAAAUAGCGUUGAGUUGGUCCAUCAGCCAGGCACCACUGUGCUUGUAAACGCCGGCCGGAAUCGCGUUGGAUUCCUGUGCUUUCCCAUUGGAGGACUCGUGCACGACUUGGAUUGCUUCUGAGAAAGAAGGCGGCAGAUCCAAGUCGUUCGUUUCCACUCGGGGUAGUCGGUCGAUGGCGGCUUCGGGGGUUGUAUGUGGGCGAUUAGGAAUACUUCUGAAGUGCCCGGCCCAUCGCUUCAGAAUCCGGAUUUCUCCGUCAGAAGCUUUGUUUCAUCGGAACUGAGGAACGGUUUGGUUGCUUUGGUUGGGGGCUGUGGACUGCCUUGAGUGAUAUGAAGGUUCUGGUUUCAUUGCGGUCAGCAUACCCCUGAAUUUCCUGGGUUUUGUAAGUUAUCUAGGCGUCUUGCAUCCCAUUCAGGCGCCGCUGCACGAUGUGACGAUAGCGGAAGAUUUCUGUUGGCGUCGGUCCGAUGACUCGCGACGCCCUGCGCCAGGUAGGGUAGUCGUCUUACGAUCUCAUUCCAAAUGGCAAAGGCAAUGCCAGCGUCGUGUCACUAGAUCUUUGGGCGGCCGCUUCAGGAGAAGGUGCGGCCGGCGCCCACCUCUAGUUGGUCUUGUUUAGAGAACCGGUCCCUACUGAGGGCAGUGAUACCUACCUCGUAACGUGUCAGUCUUUAAUGACUAGCCCCGUCCUCCGUUCCAAUGGGUUGCUCCUCGGGUUGUCUAAGAGAGAACGAACAUUGCAGGCUGCUAGAGUGAGGCAUCUUUUCUAGCUCAUUCUCUCGCGAGGGGGUAAGUAGCCACGUCCAUAAGUAGGGCUGCUUAAACAUCUCUGACACCUGUCGAACUCCACUUUAGAUUACGACUUGAUUUAGUGGAAGAUCAACUCGAGUUAGUCUGGGCCGUCUACGGGAUUGCAUGUCGUCUUCUCCGCAGAACUUUUGAAGUAGGUUGGAGAAAGGGGGGAUGGGGAGGGAAGCGGACAUUCCGAGUGUGGAGACACACAGCACCUCAUGAUACUCUCGCGUGGUUUUGCCUGUCGGUCUAGGCGGUCGUUCGGGUGUUGCUGCUGGGCAGAGCCUAGGUUCGAGGAGCCACAUAUGAGAGUUUGGUGCCAGUUGAUGGACGUAAAGCACAGUCAUCACCUGAACGACACAAAUCAUGUGACCUGCUAAGAUCACGUGGAACCCACAAAUACACAAUUCUACACCCCAAUCACUCAAUGUGGAGGGUCUACCGCUAACCUAGCGAGACAUUUGGCAGAGUUCUCGAGUGCCAACGACUUUUAAGGCGUUCCCUAUGAAGGUUGUCACUUCAUCCCUGUGGUUUUAACACUCAUCUUUAGCUGACUUCGCUCUCAUUUCCGGUGUUGGCUGAAGGAAUCAUCGUUGUGGGGCCUAACCCGAGCUGUCUAGACAUACAAACACAAUUUUUCUUGAGUUGGCCUGGCCAAUGUGCCGAAUUCCCGUGGACAUUGUCAUGCUUACCUCUCAUUACUUUGAUUAUCUGUCAAUCUAACGAUUGACCGUUCUGAUGUGGCUGAUUAAACGCUGUUAUGAGUUACAACCUCAGCAUUUGCGGAUUUCUUUAUUCUCCAAUACGCUGUUAACCUUCCGAAAGUAAUCGGCUUUGUCCAAUACGACUGUAGGCCGCCUUUCGUCUUUUCUCAGUAUCAUCACGAUCCUGUCAGUCUUCAUCGUUUUGGGAGCAGGCUAUUUCGAUCUGUAUGUGAUGACACUCGAGCUGUGUAGCAUAACCAGUGUGGUAACUUUCUGCCGUAUAGGGUGCUUAGACUCAUAAGGUCGACCAAGGUAGUCACAGGGUUGACCAUAGGAGGACAAAAUUCUGGUCUGCGCUCCGAUAUUUGGACGACAAACAGCGGAACCGUUCAAUGCUACGACAUGAAGCAUGUUUCAACACCGCGGAUACAGACUCGGCCUUCGAAAAGACCAAACUCAGCUGACAGACAGUGAUAUCCUACCUACUUCGACCAAAAUGAACGUACCUGUUGAUGCCGUACAGGGUGUGUUAUCCUCCUCUGAGCGGAACGAUCUAUUUGUAGAACCAAAACUGACAUGACCAUGGUGGUACUACUGACUGACAAGGGGUACUGUAAAGUCUUGUCGGACAAGGCUGGUUGCCCUCACAAGGUCAAAAACCACUGGUGGAUGAACCAAUCUACCUCCAAUGCGAGGAAGUACCUACCAAAAGCCGGGAUUGCAAAUUAACAGAAAACUCGCCAAUUUGAGAACAGCGGUGCAGUAUUGGCGUCAACCUGUCGGUCCGACCGCCCUUUCCGUCGAUGUCCGCCGUGUGACUCAGCAAGGAGGGCGAAUUGUGCGUGAAUUAGUUUUUAGUGGCAAUGCCGCCCGGCGUCAGGACAGAGUCAAAAAGACCGGAGGCAGGAUCGGACGCAGGUAAUCGGUGUGGCGUGGGCCAGCACCUAGGCGCGUCAUUACACCCCUUGUUCUGCACACGAAGGACCAGAACUUCACGCAGCAAGAAUAAGGGAAGACGGGUCGGAUUCCAACUAAGUAGGUUUGCCAUACGGACCACAUUAAGAAGGGGUCAUUGCGGUCUGACUCGCCGCCUGAGAAAAGAACCGAGUUACCCCAUCAGUCGGCAGCUUUCCGAGCCACGGCUUUCAGUCACUGUGGUAAGUUCAAGCCAAUCAAAUUGUUUAUACUUAGGAAUAUGUGUUGAGAGAGUCGAUCUCUCUAUUCUCACACAGCACACCAGGAUUUCGCACAAAGAGGUGGACUGCUCGAAUCUCACAUGCGUUCGAGUAGCAGAGGGGUCACAUAGAGGGGUCGAAGAGCAUGCCUCCCACUCGUGUAAAAGGUGCCGAUAUCGUGCUUAUGGUAGAUCUUGGAGGACAGGUUCUUGCGUGGUGUGUGUGGCAUAUCGUAGGUUCUGUUUUCUUCCUGCCUCUCUGAGAGCUCAGAGUCAAGUCAUUUUUGUUUUUAGGAGAAGCUAAAAGAACGCAUCUCCACACUCAAGGCCGAGUGCCUCCUUCUUCGUUCUAAAAUUGGCUCAGCAAGACUCCAGGUAAUACAGAGUACCUACACGUACCUUUGCAGUAGUCUUCUCUUCUAUUUUAUAGGGGUAGUCAGAAACACUGGCCUCUCCGGCGUUUACUGAAGCACUGAGUUAGAUAUUUCGAUUUUGUCAAGAAAGACAAUUGGGCUCCUAAACGUCGUUUUGUAGGUUAUUAUUUUCCAAUGACAAGACUAAAGGCCCAAUAAGCCCGAAACAGUACUGUGUCAAUCUGUCCGUAUUCUCUGUCGUCCCUCCUCGCUGCUAUUAUGACUUGGCCAACUUCGGCUUGGUAAUUGGUUGCCAGUUCGUGACCUUUGCCAUGCAUACGGAGCUUGUUUGCUUCGUGAAGCCUAUAGAUCGGUGUGCGCCCUUUCCUGAUUGAAUAAAUACCCGAUCUGCAGCGGCAGAGAAUGACAGGGUGCGAGGCACUGAUGAAGUUCGGUUCGAUGAAGUGCUUAUGACCCAUCUGAUAGAUCCCAGUGGCGCGUCUGUGCGCAUGUUUGUGUUUCUGGUCCCAGCUGUUGGUCAGGGUUAUGAUUAGCUCAAUGAAGCACAAUAAGCCCGAAAUAGUACUGUAUCUAUCCGCAUUCUUUGUCGUCCCUUCUCGCUGCUAUAUUCUGGGCCAGAUACGUCGACGACACAUUUGUCGUAAUCAAGAGGAACGACGUUCAGGACUUCAAUGUCUUGUUGAACUCAAUAUUCCCCGACAUCCAAUUCACAAUGGAAGAGGAGGACAACAACCAGUUGCCCUUCCUUGACGUAAACGUCACAAGGAUGGCUAAUGGGGGGAUCAGAACUACGGUAUACCGAAAGGCAACGAAUAAUACACGCAUCCUCCAAUUCCGGAGUAACCACCCCUUUAGUUACAAACGCAGUUGUGUCAGAGUUCUUUUCCAACGAGUUCAAACACACUGUAAUGACAACGACGGGAGAAGGGAGGAAGUGGAGUACCUACAUUCCCUAUUCACAGCCAAUGGUUACCCACGAUCGUUCAUACGUGAUUGCCGAAGAGGAUUUAACCGCGAACGAUAUGACGAUGAGAAGCCGAAGUUCUGGCUCGCAAUCCCCUACAUGAGGAAUGUUUCUGAGGCGACAGCAAGAAUCCUGAGCCCUUUUGGGAUUGGAGUGGCCCAUAAACCGGGAUCCACUAUCAGGCAACAGAUAAUGAGGCCCAAAGACCAGCUACCUGCAACGGAACAGUCAGCAGUGGUCUACAGCAUACCUUGCCAAGAUUGCAGUGCAAGGUAUGUUGGUGAAACGGGCAAAUGCCUCUUCACAAGAUUGCGCGAGCACCAGCUUGCAGUCAACCGCGAGGAUAAGCUGUCACUGGUAUAUGGCCACAUACAGCAGGAGAAGCACAGUUUCGCCUUUGGGGAGGCAAGCGUCAUCGGCCAAGCCAGCGACAAUAUGGCCAGACUUGUUCUCGAAAGUUGGUCCUCAGUCGACACAAUCAACAAAGUCAUUGAUCUUCAUCCGGCCUACAAGGCGCCUCGUACGAGGCUCCAGUCAGUUCGGACGGGCCCGACAACACUGGCAAGCAAUUCGUGGCUCUCUCAACGGUUGUCACCUUCACAGCAGGGGGAGAGUCAGCCGGGGGUCAGUCGACCGACGCGAGACAUCGACCCACCGACGCGCCCAAACAGCCGACCGCGAUUCCCACGUGCAAUGGCAGCUGGUCAGCCCGUCAGAUUAUGGGAUAUUCAUAGUUAUUCAUAGGUUGGUCACGGUCAUGUCAAGACUGGUGUUUUACAUAUGAAGUCAGGGUGGCAUGGAGGAAAGGGCCGUGAGGGAGUCCUAUAGCGGCUCGUCGCUGGGUGAGGGAGUGUUUUAUCAGCCUUAGUGGUCACCAGCCGCAUGUACACGGACUGUUGCAGAUGAGGGGAGGGAUGGUGACGGAGUAUACUCAGUCUACAUCGGGGGGCGGCGUUGAGACGUUGGCGGCCGUCGUUCGUACCUUCAUUAACCUUAGCUGUCGCCCAGGGCUGGGAAUCUUGUUUACGCCGCAACAACUGUCUGUCUUCUCGUCUGCCGGACUAGUGGAUGAAACGGCUGUUGUGACGACUGGGCCUUCGUCGGACCUGCGUUGCGGGACGGCUAAGUGUGUAUCCGCCAUGCACUCGCUCAUGUUUGUAUUCUUGCUUAGCCUGCGUUCACGUCUGCUCAUUUGUUCACUGAGCUGCGCGCGGAGGGCUUGGUAGGCCGCGGGAAGAGCCACACAAUGGUUGAUGGAGGUUGUCCCCGUGUGCUAGGCCUCGAUGGUUUCUCUGGCUAUGCGGUCUUUUCCUUGGCCCAGGAUUUCGGCACAUUGGUAGGUAUCGGCGCAGUGUUCUGCCACAAUAGGCAAAGGGUCCAUUCGCCUUACUGUCCUCAUGACUUAUCCAAUGUGGGUCUGUAGUCGUUUGCCGGUCUCCUCAAUGUAGUUAACUUCGCAGGAGUUACACUGAAUCCGGUAGAUGACUUUCGUGGUUUCACCUCGUGGCAGAGGAGCCAUAGGUCUCAUGACCAGAUGUCGAAUUGUUGACUCCGGUCGUUGGGCGAUGCCGAUCCCCAGCGGUCUUGAGAGACGCGAGACGGCCUCAGAAACGCCGUCGAUGUAUGGAAGCGCCCGCCAUAUUUUGGCCGUUCUGUCACCAAACGUCUGUUUGGUCCGCUCUGCCUGCCGCGAAGGUCAGAACCACGCUACCUCCAGCGCCUCUUCAUGACCAACGAGUGUCCUCGCAACUUUAUCGAACGCGGCAGGCAGGCCGGACCUGACCGAUGCUUGUUGACGGAACGACCAAAAAUAUGACGGUUGAGAGGUGUUUUUGGAUGUUAUUCAUGCUCCCCCACUAGUUUCCCUCUCAAAAAUUGAUUGUUGCGCCCAACAUUUUACCCAUUGAAUUUUUGUGUAAGUCUUCUGUAUCCUCAGCCGCACAAUUAAUGUACUUUUCUAGUCCACUCCACGGUUGUUAUCACGCACAUCAUUGGUGUAUUCUUAUUAUAAUUCCGGUGUCGUCCUGUUUAUCUCGAGCCUUCAAAACCCCGUCCUUGCCACUUUAUACAACAUGCCAAGAUCUAGUCUUUAUACGAUUCGAACGCGUGUGAUUCUCCUUUCUUCUAAAUAUACUUCCGCAAUUUCGCUCAUCAGGCAUGCGAAGAGCACGCUGCCGCCGUGCGCUCUGUCGACGCUCUAGAGCACAGCGCCAAGGCAGUCUUAAGCUCUCAGAUGUCCGAUCAUUUUGACCCUUGUCAACAGUUCGUCCAAACAGUUCGUGCGAAUUCCAAUGAAAGGUAACGCAUCUCUUUUAUGUUCUCAAACUAACAUUUGUCCCCUCCUAGGCCCUCUGCGCCGGAAUCCGAUACCCCGGCUGACACUGCGCUUCUGAGGAAAACAUGUGAAUUAGUGAAUUUAAACUCAUUGCCCUUCGUACGUUUCUUUGGCGAAAUCUGGAGUCUUUUUUCCGAUGAUCUCUGUUUAUUUGCGAAAAAGAUAUUGACCAUAUUUCCACAUGGUGCAACUGAUUCGUUCUUGUUUCCCUGACGAUGGAGGACCUUUUAUGAGUCCUUGUUUUCGUCUAUUUUAUUUGCAGCAUAUCUUGUUCCUUGUUGUGGACAACUAGGCUGGGUUGAUAUAACGACGGUACCAGGCAGACGUUCUUUGCCGAUCGUUACUAUCCUCUGUGGACAUCAAAUCUUUACCGUGUUAGCGCUUGUUACUUCCCGCAGUGAGUGGGUAGUAUAAAUCCCAGCCCAUGUGUGCGCAUAUGCGAUUGGUAUCACUUCCGACUCAUCCGACUUCGGGAGGCCUUUGGGCUUCCUGCGCCGCCACUAAUAUUGCAUUUUCCAUUGUUGGUUCUUCCUAGCAGAUAUGAUUAUUUACUGGGUAUUUAGACAGUUCCCGUGAACACCCAGGCCGAAAGUGGUUUUUUUGUCCUUUUGAACUGUUGCAACCGAACCCUUUGCUAGCCGAUCCUGGUUGUUGUCGGAUAGAAAACUGCCCUCGCCAGGCCAAACCAGAAAAGGUGGAAUAUGGUCAUUUUGAACGCCCAUAAACUUCGUUAAGCCCUGGCUCGCUGGGCAGUUAUUGUGCGCAGUGACUUUGUCGGGACAAAGGGGGGGCUUCGAUAGUUCCCCGUAAUACAUGAAUCUGGAGGUUGACUUCCCCAUUUAUCCCUCUCAGGAUUAUGCCAUAAUUGAACAUCAUUGGAUGGCCAACAACAUUCGCCGUGUCGCAGCAUCGCAGGGGCUCGUGACUUUUGUUGAAAAAAAAAUUUUCACGUUGGUGCAUAGCCACACGUUACGGUAUCUUAAUUGCACAGUGCAGUGCCUUAUCUGACCCUGGAUAAGGGCUUGUGGCGCGAACUUCUUUAAUUCUUUCGAGUACACUAGACGGGGUAAGGUGACAGAGUAACUGACCGGAGUUUUCCGAGUCAACCCUAUACAAUUUCACAACAUUAACCUUAACGGCCAUGCGACAUUUUCACGGAAGCCAGGGAUGCGACGGACUUGUUCUGUGCUGCUCUUACGCCUGUUAUUUGGAAGGUGAAGUGAUUCCAGCGUCUGAGAACCCACAGUUGUUAUGUCGACUAGUUAUCCUUGCUGUGCGUAACACGACGAGUUUGUCUUUUAUUACGUGCGUAUAUAUUCCUCUGCUGGACGAAAGUCUAUUUUAGUCGAAUUUGUCGCUAUUUGCAGAAGAUAUUCCAGGGACAGUUAACUUUUUCUGUGAUAUCGGCGUCUAGUACCGUAGUAAAGGUCGCAAGUGGUUCUGCCAUCAUAAAACAAUCUUGGGUAAGCCAUUACACCAGUGCACACCACUUCGUGGCCACAUCUCGGUCGUUUGAGGCCAGCUGGUGAGGUUAUUAACCUCGGGCUACUAGACAGUAUCAGUUUGUGCAGUGAGCCUCGCGUAGAAUGCGGCCAGCGCUUUCGCCUUGUUUGGCUCAGUGCCGACACUCAGAAAGUGUCCCACCUUGUCCUGCCACUCAUCUGGUCACCACCAGUUUUCGAUCAUCCCCUGCAACGGUUAGCUUGGCCUCAUCCAACGUCCUGACAGUGUUUGGUGUGAAAAUUCCGAAGGUAGCUGCCCCCACGACCGAGUAAUAUGACUGCGGCUCGGAUCACAAGUUUUUCGUUCCUACUGGCCUUCUACCAACUUCUCCCGGAGGUCGCCCUCUUUGCAACAUUUAGUUCAAGGUCAGUUGAAUGAAAUUAUAGUCCGUGGUCCUUCAUCCGCGUCGCACGUUUGCUGGCUUAUACUUAUUUGUUAGGUGAACUGUAGCAGGAAGUCCGCUCCGAGGUCGAUAUAAAAAGCAAUUUUUUGGUCUUUGUGAGUGUUCUUCAGUGAAAUUUCUAGAUGUUAUCGCCAUAGCCUGUCACAUCAACGAAUUGUCUUGUGAAUCAGCUUGGCUAAGUACUAGACUUCGGUUUCCUUUGAACACUCCUGAUACUUGGAAGCCCCCCUCCGGAACAAAAGCAACUGAACUAAAGCACUUAGGGCGAUGAUUGAUGUCGCCACUUAUUUGUUCGACCAGGAUUUCGUUUUGUGCAGUCUUUCGAUUCUAAUUUAAGUGGAGCCAUGGGGACUGCAUUGCGUCUUCCUACACCCAUUACAGUAAAGUUGGUUCUCAUCUUUAUUGUAUCGAUGGAGCGUUUUCACGAUUUUUCAUGCAUGACAGUUAGGUCCUAUUUGCAGGAAUUUGUUACCUUACCUUCUACGUGUUUGGCACAUCAUAUUGCCUUUCAUUCCGUAAUACAGAUCACCGACGCGCUGCUACAACGUCUUUCCGCUCUUUUAUCCGACAGCGAGGUCGUCCAACCCGUUAACGCGGAACUACGACAGCAACUUUCCUGGGUUACUGCGGACCACAACUCAAUGAAAACCCUUAUGAGUUUGUUUUUUUUUCGAUUUGACUGUUCGUUUUUCUGCCUAACCCGUCUUAUAUUGCUAUUUCGACCCUGAUACGACGUCGAAUUCAAAAAAACUCACACAAGUUACGCAUUUGAGCGUGCAACUUAAGAGUACGUGCUCUUUCCAGCCGUCUGCCUUGUGCCUUCUGUUCAACACGUGGCUUGCUACAAAGUAGGCUUUGAAGGUCUCUAUUACCGAAUAUGUUGCAGAGGAAAAAGUGAGACGUCUUUUUCGCUAUGGCUAAAUUGGACGUCCGCAAGUUUUCUGAACUAGCCAUGAAGGGAAUCACGAAGUGUUUGCCGUUUUCGGGGGGUCGGUAUUUAGCAUCGGAAAUUUAAGAUGCAAAAUCCAUUGAUAAAGGACCUUAGUUUUGACAAAGAUCUGGUCAAGAAAUGAUAGUUCGGGGAACCAUUUCACGCCUCUUCGGUUAGUACGGCUCGCCCUCACCUGCCAUGAAGUCUUGCCGAUAAGCCAUGGGAGUUAAAGCCCCAGCCAGGUCAUUUGAGCCAUUUAUAUGCAGUUGAGGCCGACAAAAAAGGAGUGAAAUGACUGUCUGCACCAAGCUCUCGUUUGCUUAAUACAUCACAUCACGUUUAUUGACACAACAAAGAGGUUAACACCGUGUGUACCCACCGGUAUAACAUCUUCUGACGGUGACGUACGGCCUCUCAGAGAUGACGUCGAUACACCGUACUACAGGUUCCGGUCCUCGGUAGCCUGAUGAUCCCGUGGUUCAAUGCUUACCGUCACAAACUAGUGUAUACAGGCCAAGUACUAACUGAAGCAACUGUCCGACGUUUUUGGUGGCACCGACUAUGCUAGACGUUAUGGCCCCCUGCAAUUUUGACUCAUUGAAAGCUCGAGUUAAGUGACGGAAGCUUAUCUACACUCAAUGUCUAUGGGAUUCUUUUUCUAGAGGAUCGAUACUAGCGCGACUGUCUACUCUAAAUUUAGAAUGCAAUGUAUGGGUUGCAGGAUGAACUGUACUACUUUCAUCUUCGGCAUUAAGUCGCAUUCACGCCGUUUAUUCUGGGUAUUUGGUUCGUGCCUUAGUUUAAAUUAGACGAUUUUCUCUGUGUGCCCAAACCGUGCUAACGAAGUGUCCUCUCUUUCAGAGAAUUCUUCGGAGCGUGAAGAAGAAGUAUGCGCAUGGCUGUCAAGGGUCUUGGGGAAGAUUUCGGAGACAGUGUCAAGUGCCUCAAAAAAAAGUUGCCGUUCCGCCUACUUUUGGAAUGCAUGGUAUGUGAUAUCAUUGUUUUUCUGGUGGCUAACUUUCGGUCCUUUUUCUCAGGAAUUCCAGAGUCGGGGACACUUGA
This is a messenger RNA of Spirometra erinaceieuropaei, 15876 nucleotides long. NCBI's taxonomy places the organism in Eukaryota, Metazoa, Platyhelminthes, Cestoda, Diphyllobothriidea, Diphyllobothriidae. The record is from the annotation of a GenBank genome assembly.